Messenger RNA from Naegleria fowleri, 693 nucleotides. RefSeq lists its product as uncharacterized. The transcript has 3 exons. The record is from RefSeq and is a predicted model, not a curated record. Bases 1 to 693 code for a protein of 230 amino acids. Lineage: Eukaryota; Heterolobosea; Eutetramitea; Acrasida; Naegleriidae.
AUGAAGAUAAUUGACUUAACUCCUAUUGCAACACUUUCGAGCAAUUCUAUUCUAAAGCUAUUAACAUACAUCUGUACAGACGUGGUCGAGGACAGAGAUAGCCCAAACUCUAUACAGGACGAUCUCAAAAUUAUACAGUGGAUUACAGAAAAUAGUGGCCUAGACUUCUCUGCGUCGUCUCAGGACACUUCAAACACCACUCGAUUUAUCAAAUUAAUUUUACAAAAGAUUCUUACAUCUAUCACCAACACAACAGUUGUCAAUGUAUUGGGAGCUCUCCAGGUUCUCAAAAAGCAUCCUUUGAUUAUUAACUUGUACAGACAUUGCAUUGCAUUAAUUCGAAAAAUCGAAAAGACCUAUACCAUUAGCGAAAUUGCAAACUUUGAUCAACUCUCAAGGGAGGCAUUACUGGAAACUCUAACAUAUGGAGAGAAUUAUCACUGCCUAGGCUCAAGUGACAUCUCAGUUCCUCCUCAUCAUUUUCAACAAAUUUGGAACAAUUAUUUAACAACACUCAAAAAUCUAAUGGAAACAUGGGAGAUGUUACUUUAUUGCUCAACAAAGAAGGCACCAGGACGGGUUGAAAUUUAUGAAUAUGCUGAUGAAAAUGAGAUUCGUGCUCAAGAGGAAUUUAUCAGAUAUCUGUACACUGACAAAGUUGAGCUCACAAAAACAAUGCCAUUAGCUUCUUGA